Messenger RNA from Porites evermanni, 2764 nucleotides. Lineage: Eukaryota; Metazoa; Cnidaria; Anthozoa; Scleractinia; Poritidae. The record is from the annotation of a GenBank genome assembly.
UAUUUAAAGGCAGUGAGAACAAAAGCAGUAACAGCUUCAUCAAAGGUAACUACAAUAUUUUAGUAAAAUCCAACUAGUGGUCUAUUAACAAUGCUGCGUUCUGAUUGGUUGAGCUACUACUAGGCUAUAUGUUAUAGCCCCCUAGCAGCAAAUAGCGCGGGCUUUUUGACGGAAAAAAGGAUUAAAGUCUAGCUUUAACGAGGUAAAAUUUUUUUAUUCUCGAUAUUUUUGACCAACUAGUCGGAUUUUACUAAAACAAUUAUUCCUCUCGCCCUCAUGGCCUCUGAGUUAAUAGCCCAUUCGGCUUUCGGCCUCCGGCCUCAUGGACUAUUGACUCGGAGCCGCUAAAGGCUCUUUUCAGGUCGUCUACGUAGUAAGAGUUUUGUCCAUUUUGCGGGGCAUAUCUGCAACUCGACUUGUUCAAACUUUUUGAUCGUGUUAAUGGAAAUGAGGUAAUUAAUUCCUAAAUUAUUAUUAUUACUGGAAAUAAAGUUUAAGAAAAGAAAACGGAGAAAAAAUAAAGGAAAAACAAAUCACUGUUGUGGCCAAUAUGUAGCUUGGAUUUUUCCUUUACAAACAUUCAACAGGCAAGUUCAAGUCAAAGUGAAAAAUGGCCUUGAAAAUUCCUUUUUAAACAACCUUGUUACUUAUCAUUUCAGGUUAUGCUGAGGGAGACACCUCAAGGCUUGCCUCCUUGUUUACUGUUUUCUUCGUUGCUUUUUAUAUAGUUGUGUUGUAUUUUUACAGAGAAUUGUCAAAGAUCCUUCUGUAUCUGAGAGAAACCCGUCUUUGCCUGUGGAAUUAAGUUUGUGUCAACUUGAAAAGGAAGGCGUCAUAUCGCAUGUUCAUAGUCAGAGAUCACUUGAAAAAAGGUAGGUUUAAAAGCAACGUUUAUUUCACAAAUUCUGUUUAUUCCAUGUUUGUAAACAAGACGUGUCGUGAUAAAAAUCCAAAAUAGCUUAACAUGACCUUUUGGAAUCGUCCCUUCCUGAAGUGAUAAAAUGUCAGGUUUCUCACGUAACCCACGUUGGAUUCACCAGUCAGGGUCUUUGCUGCUCGCGGGGUUCUUUAUAUUAUCCCCUCUUGCAAGAGAAAUGACAGAAACUUUUUCGUUAGGCCACGCCCCUGAUGUGUACUUGUUGUGGUUCAAUUUUAUCCUUGGUUCAAAUUUUUUUCUCUUUGUUUUGGGGUAUGGCAAUUUAUGAUAAUGACUUUGAAGCAAAGGGAAGCAUUAUACAGUCACUCUCUCUUGGACGGACACCUUGGGGACCGGCGCUCAUUCUAAGAGUGGUGAUCUUCUUACAGAGUCGAAUAAGAGAGUAAAGAAAGGCAGGGACCAACCCCAGGUGGUGUCCGGUGAGAGAGAGAGAGAGAGAGAGUCGACUGUAUUUCAUUACAAGUUACUUUUAACUUUGGAGACUCCGGGGGGGAAGACUAAGAUAUUUUAUUUUCCUUCACAGAAAAUCUGAUAUUACAGUAACAAUCGCGUGCUCAGAACCUGGGGUUUACCAAGUGCUCCUUCAAAACCGAGGUAAAUCAUACUUUCAUAGGAUCAAGAGUCUCUGUGCUUCACCGUUUACCACAGAGAACAUUUGUGUUAACAUGGUUUUAGCCUUGUUUGCACGUAACCUUCCUUUGAAAGUGAGGGCUUUUGGAACUCGGAAAUACCCUAUUGCUCAAGCCAAUCACGAAAGAGAAGACUUUUUAGCUAACCAAUCAAAACUAGAAAAAUCUCCUUAAAACCGUCUCCGAACGCGGGAAACUUUUGUGGGCGAGUCACGACUGGUAUUUACUUUUUGAUUGGUUUAAAAAGGACACGUGACUUUUUUAGCCUUUCAUAUUAUGUAGUAACGCAAACCUAAUUGGUCUUUAGAGGAAAGUCGUUCUAUAAAGGAGAAUCGACGUCAAAUCGUUUUUCCGCCCCGUUAUUGUGACGCUACUUCCAUGUAUGGCGGCACAGAAGCGAACCGAGGGGCCUCCUGGUGUCAGGCUAUGUUUAUCGCUCGUCACUGGACAUUAUUUAUAUUACGGUCUUAUAUUUCCUUAAAUUUAUUUUGUUGCCUCCAUCAGUGUAUCAACACUGGUACGCAGAAUAUUAGGUUAGGAGCGAUGUACAUGUGUUAGCCGUUUUAACGAACGCUGCUUGCAGUGAUCGUGCCAAGCCGCCAUCUUGAAAGCAAAUAAAAAACUAAGGGAGGAGGGGUCGGUAAGGAGUGUGGGGAAGGGAGAAGAAAGGGGAAAACGUUCUCGUCCCCUCCCCUCCUCUAUUUUAGAGACGUCGUCCUCUCCCCAGGAUUUUUUUUUUUUGACUCGCUCCAACUCUCUGUCAGUUUCUACAUCAAAGAUGGUGGGAGGGCAUUUGUGUCAUUGCUCGCUCUGCAAAAUACACCUUGUUUGCAGGCUAGGCAUGUGCCUGGUAAUAAUUGAGGAAAGGGGGAGGGGGGACGGUGGGGGAAGCCUGCAGGCAAGCUCUCCAAUUAUGGCGAGCAAAGCGAGCCGCAAGCCUUCGCGUCUCUUUACCUGUGUGGUUCUCGUGUGACUUCGCGUGACUCCCCCAAAUAACGAGCUUGCUCGCAGACUAGAACAUGCGCGGUGCGAUACGCCGGGCUGAGAUGGGUGGCUGAUUACAGAGGGACUAAAGAAAAUGUACUGGACGUAAAGAAAAUUAUUUUUUCUCUUUGUCGCUUUAGGUAACCCGAGAACAGAUCGCGAAGUUCACAUAAAUUUGGAAGAAUUAUUGGAGCUUCAACACCAACGAGAUCCG